AUGUCGUACUACACGGGCACGACCCCAGCGUCAGCGUACAAGCCUCAAGCUCAGGUGCGAGUCGAAGGGUUUCAUAUGCCAUCGCCUGGGACGCCACCAGGUUCCUCAGGGACCAACAACUCUGCGGGCUCGAACAACGGCGCCAACACCACUAACAGCGGCGGCAGCCUCAACGAUCUAUUCCCGCAUAGCUUCCUGCCCGAUGCUUUUCGCAAGUUCCCGCCCCCAGCAGGCUCGGGCGAAGGCAGCCAUGACUUCAACGACGACCUCGUGUCCUUGAUUGGCGAUCGAAACGGCGGGCCCGCUGGGGCUGGCGGCGGUGGAGGCAGCGGCGGCGGCGGGGGCAACACAGGCGCGAGCGCUGGCGGUGGCAGUGGAGGCGCUUACGAGGAAGGUUAUCACCGCCCCCACAACAUCUUUGACGUUUCCAGCCCAAUCCCUGUAAACUCAAACCACCCAAAUGGUGCACACAAUGGCCCCGGCAGCCAGCCCAGCUCCCUUCAUUCCCCUUCCACAUCGCUGCACGACUACCAGCACCAUCCCCCGCCUCAUUUCAACUCGACUCUGCCGGCCCUAAACUCGUCCAUGCGCUAUGAGCCUCCGCCAGAAAACAAUCCCCUGACGCCCUCGUCGCCCAAUGUUCCCCCUUCCUCUUACCAUGUACCACAUAACGGGUUUACGCGACAUACCCCAUCACCUAGUCAUUCUCACCCUGGUUCAAUACCCAUCGACGGUCGGUCAAGAUCGCGGUCAAGACCCCCAUCCUCAGGAGCUGCAGGACCGGGAUCGGCUACAUCUGCAGCCAUGAACGCUCUCAAUUCGGGAGGUGUUGGGCCUGCACGAACGACGCGACCCCGGCGAGGAAGCAGUAUCAGUGGAACCAGCCCUCCACCUCUGCACGGUCGUCCUCAUGCAAUCGUGAUCCCGGGCGGCAGUCGUCCCUCCCACAGUAACGUUGUCGGAAGUCCUAUAAACGGCAGUGCCGGCCCAGGGAGCAAUCCCUGGUUCAUGGCCAACGGUCAAACCCAAUACUCGACCGAUUACCUCCCCACCCCAGAUCCCUCGUCUCAAUCUGGCUAUGGCCAUUUUUCCCUCUCACCUCCGCCCCAGUCUUCUACCAACACAGGCUCCGAUCUUUCGCACCAUUUACCUCCAUUGCACCACAUGGCGCAUUCCCUUCCAAAAUCGCCCAUGGAACAGCAUGUUCCUCACCCCACGCACCAGCAUCAUCUCUCGGGAAGCGGGAUGCCAAAAUCCCCUCUAGACCAUCCGUAUCCAUCCUCGUACGGUUUUGGAAGUGGGAACGUAAAUGGUACCGGAGGUGGCAGUCCGCCCGGUGCGAGUCCAGGCAGUCUGCCUAACGGAAUGGGGUCAGGGUUGGGGAAUGGGUCCAUGGGAGCCGGUGGGGUGACCCCCACGCCCUCGAGCUAUGGCAUGAGCAACAUGGGCAUGAAUAUGAACAUGGCGGGGUUGCCAGGUAGUGCUCCCAGCGGCGGCAUUCAGCCACCCCAGGCGAUCAUCAGCGGUGGGACUCCCGCGUCUACUGCCGCUCUUUCAGCAUCGGAUAAGCAAGCCUUGCUCGCCAACGAGAAGCGUCGAAGACGUAGGGAAAGCCAUAACGCUGUCGAGCGGAGACGCCGGGACAACAUCAACGAGAAGAUCAGCGAGUUGGCGACUCUCAUUCCCGAGUGUAUGCUCGAAGGAGCAGGCCCCCCGAAUGCCAAGGAUACUGGCGUAUCGAUUACCCCGCCCUUGACUGAAGACGCCCUCGUUCCUAAACCCAAGGAAGAGCCUCUGAAGCAGGAAAAGGAUGAGGAUGGUACGAUACCCCCAAGUGGCACCCAAGAAGGCGGCACUGUCGUCAAAGCGAACAAGGGUAUGAUCUUGCGGAAGAGUGUCGAGUACAUCAGAUACCUCCAACAACUGGUCACCGCCCAAGGCGCACGUAACCGGGAACUGGAGCAAGAGUUGCGCAAGUUCCGCGGUUCGUCUGUAUCCUCUGAUUCGCCUUCCUCGAACAGCGGCGAAGGUGGUGCCAAUCCUGGUACGGACUUUGCUUCUAUGUUCCGAAUUCGGGAAGUAUUGACUCUGGACGAUGAAGACGAUGCGGAUGGGGAUGACUCGAUGAGUCUGGGGAUGGGAGGGGAGGAGAUGGUGUUGCAUGAUGAGAUUGUGGGGAGUCCGACUUUGACUGCUGCUACUGCUACUGCAGCCGCCACUACCACCACCACUGCCGCUAAUGGUGGUGCUACUGGUGCGCCUGCUGCGCCGCCUGCGAGGAAGGGACAUCACAAGCACUCUUCGUCGACGUCGAGGCCUAAACCGCCGAGACUGCCUUCUAUGCCUGAGGAAGACAUGGAGGUUGACAAGAUGAGCAAUGCGGGUGAUGUUGCUAAUGAUGGGGAGAGUUUGAGCCCCGGUAGUUCUACGAAUGAGGGGGGUAAUAGUGGUGACGCUGAGGAUCAGGAGAGGGGUCGGACGCGGGGUGUGAGGGGUGUGCAUGGACAGGGUGGGGGUGCCCAGGGACAGCAGGGGCAGGGUAUGGGCACGGGUGUGAAUGGGAGCAUGAAGGAAGAGAUGUUGGAUGAGGGAGGUGACCAUUCGAUGGGCGCUAUGGAUAAUAUGUUUGGGAUGAUGAAUGGGCACCAUGGACAUCAUCAGAUGAAUCAUCACCAACAGCAGGUUAUGGGGUGGUAG
Molecule: messenger RNA, 2697 nt
Organism: Coprinopsis cinerea okayama7#130
Lineage: Eukaryota; Fungi; Basidiomycota; Agaricomycetes; Agaricales; Psathyrellaceae
Exons: 5
Coding region: 1-2697 (898 amino acids)
Biological process (GO): regulation of transcription by RNA polymerase II
Molecular function (GO): protein dimerization activity; RNA polymerase II cis-regulatory region sequence-specific DNA binding; DNA-binding transcription factor activity, RNA polymerase II-specific
Source: RefSeq, a predicted model, not a curated record